Molecule: messenger RNA, 5004 nt
Organism: Spirometra erinaceieuropaei
Lineage: Eukaryota; Metazoa; Platyhelminthes; Cestoda; Diphyllobothriidea; Diphyllobothriidae
Source: the annotation of a GenBank genome assembly
AUGCACUUCCAAUCGCGCGUAUCCACAACCACCGUUCACGAACUCCUCUUCGCCGACCACUGCGUCUUAAACACCACCUCGGAAGAGGAGAUGCAACGGAGCACGGACCUAUUCUCCGCCGCCUGGGAGAACUUCGGUCUGGUCAUUAACACGCAGAAGACGGUGGUGAUGCAUCAACCGUCACCCAACUCAGCCACAGCCCCCAACUCGCUGCCGCAAAUCAGUGUGAACGGAACCAAACUGCAAGUGGGGGAGAACUUACCGUACCUGGGCAGUACUCUCUCCCGCAACACCAAAAUCGACGACGAAGUCGCCAACAGGAUCUCGAAAGCCAGUCAAGCCUUCGGUCGCCUCCAAAGCACAGUUUGGAAUCGCCACGGUCUUCAACUGGGCACGAAGCUAAAGAUGUACAAGGACGUCAUCCUGCCGACGCUACUGUAUGGAGCGGAGACUUGGACGGUGUACACAAAGCAGGCACACCGUCUGAACCACUUCCACUUCAGUUGUCUUCGCCGCAUCCUUAGGCUGAACUGGCAGGAUCGCAUCCCCGACAGUGAUGUGUUGGAACGAACGGGAAUCCUCAGCAUCUACGCCAUACUGAGACAAAUGCAGCUACGCUGGAGCGGCAACCUGGUGCGCAUGGACGACGAGCGACUACCCAAACGACUCUUCUACGGAGACGUCGCGACGGGCUCUCGUCGUCAAGGAGGCCAGAUUCGCCGUUACAAGGAUACCCUGAAGUCCUCCCUGAAGCGCCUGCAAAUCAACCCCACCAACUGGGAGGAGCUCGCACUCGAUCGACCGACCUGGAGGAGGACAGUGAAGACAGGCGCUGCGAUCUACGAAGCCAACCGCAUCGCUGCCGCCAAAGCGAAACGUGAAGCCCGCAAAGCACAACUUCGCCCAGUAAGCAACGCCGCCGCACAACCGCUUCCAACGUGUCCAUGACUUCACAUAUUGAGCAAGACUUCCCCUCGCCCCACUAGCGAUCCACGCCGCAGCAACGCGGUCGCCUGGUUAACGCGGCCCCACGACCUGACUAGUGGACAAGCACUUGGUGAGAGGGCCGCGGUUCGCGCAUGUGUACUCCCAGUGCCCGACACCGCGCCAGACGGACCUGCACCCAGGCCGAAAUUCUGCACACGUGCGAUGAUGGCGGAGCGGCUAGAGCCUACGGGAGGACUUGAUUGUGAUUGACCCUUCCCCAGGUCACACGAGAGUUCGUUUCCGGUCAUUUGGGCAGGAGGUCUGUCGUUGGUAAUUGAGUUCGAAGCGCUACUGUCAUUACUUUGAAAACAGGCGCCGUCCUCAAUAUACCGGGAGACCAGUUGAUUGUCAACUGUUGCAGUAGCAAGUGGUUCGUACGCGUGACGGUUUUGGGGUGCGUGAUAGUCUGUAGUUUCGGCAGUACAGUACCAUUCCGCAAUUUAUCCACGUCAGAAUUACAUUACCGAAAAAAGCAAGAAAGACUGAAGUGGACGCUUCUGGCUUAUUAGCCACCAUUCUUGUCCUUUUAUGUAAUGAUAUUCUGACUAUCUUACACAUCGCUGAGCGGCUGCUGGCGGGGCUCGAUAGAGCGAGUUCCGUAACACGAUCUGUGGGCGCCCCGCUAUCAAUGCUCAUGUCCUUCGUAGUUGCUUCAAGAAGGUCUUGGAAGGCCACCUUGGUCCCGUUAUUCUCAAACACGUUAUUUCUUCCCUUGGGGUUAGCCAAAACCAUGGCCAUCUUCCGAGAAUACACUCUGAUUGCUGCAUGCCGAUGACAACGUGUACUUAACUUGUCGCUUUUUAAAUUCCUCAGAAAUUAUCUACGAACUUUGAGUGGAUCAGUUUAAUCAAGGGCUACAAGUUCAGACCGAUAAUUUUCUGCAUGAAUAUUUGGGCCGAAGCCCAUCAGUCACAGCGGAUAACCGCGUAAUAUUAAUUAACUGCCGACAGGCAGCUAGUAGUAUACAUUAGGGCAAGGUGAUACCAUAUUAAAAGCACAGGUACUAGCCAAAAACCCACUGACACACUGACGAGCCGAACCUCUCGCAACUGCACCAUGCAGCGGCAGAAUAUCGGCGAAACGCGCGUGUAUGGGCUUUUGGUUAGUACCUGUGCUGUUAGGAUGGUAUCAACUUACCCUAAAGUAUACUUAAAUUCUGUUCGCGGAGUGUCGCUUUGAAAAAAAAAUCGCGUACAGCACUUGGAACACAUGUUGGAUUACACUUUAGUGAGUACUGCAGGGUGACAAUAUCGUAUUUUAUAGUUUAGGGAAGCGCCUUACGCAGUAUUUUAACUGGAACAGAAACUGCCUAGAUACUUUUUAAUAUUAGCAGUGUUUUGUGUGGAGAUAUUGCCACUAUGAUUGGAAUCAUUUUCAUACAAGGUGUCCCAGCGUCUGGGAGCCAGGAGUGCGCUUGAGCUAUGCUCACAGUCGAGUCCGCCGCGAAGCUCAAAACGCGGUUCUGCUGGGAAAUGGUGGCGCGUGCAAUAUAGUAAAUGCGGUAAAAGGGGCUUUACGGAUGGGACUGCGGGAAAACAAUUAAGGAUGUGCGAAAACUAUAGAAAAACGUAGUAAAUACGCUUGUUUUUAGUGAACACUAAAAUCUCGGCGUAAGCAGCGCGCAAUACAAAACAUCAUUGCAGGGACCACUUGAACCAAUAUCUACGUAGGAUAAGGGUAAUUGGCCCGUCAAGGUCAUCGAAACUGAACCGCCCAAUGGUAUUACCGACAGAAACAAGGGGGAGACUGGAUUGGCCAUUUCUGACUUAUUGGCCAUCCUCAACCAGUCAUACCCAACCCCGGAGUGUGAAACACCUGCGGGACGAUCUCGCGACCUGUUAGAUCCAAAGAAACGAUCAGCAAGUGCUCCCCUACCACUGUAUAUUUCCGAUCACAACUGGCAAGACAACAAGCCUGUGGCUCAGUAGUUAGGGGCGUUGGACUUGUAACUAACAGGUCGCGAGUUCGCGCCUCGGGUGUUCCACACUUCGGAGUUGGGUAUGACUGGCUGUCGACGGCCAAUAAGCCAGAAAUGGCCAUUCCAGUCUCCAUUGUCUCCUGAGGACCUGGUUUGUGCACUUGCGUCACGUCCUGGGUCGGAAACUUCCAUGGUGAACGGUAUAUCCGCACGCCUGCCGUUGUCUGACCGACGUCAGUGGAUGCGUUCCCGGUGGCGUUGAUCAUGAGUCACGGCUUGGCCCGUCAUUUGAUUGGCUGGUUGCGGGACUGAAUAUGCACCUGCUCAUGCUGUGACGUGUUUCUCUGGCUUGAAGGGCCGAUGAGCGCUUGACGUUUAAUAAUCCCUGACCGGAGUGCGCAGUUGCAUUUGCUUGUGCUAGAAACCACAUGUGCAACGCCGAAACACCCGCUCAUCAACCCCAGGAGGUUACUUCAUGCGGCCACGAAAUAGGAGUUUGGGAUACUAGUUAGUACCUACGUUUGAGGUGUAUUAUCCAUUUGGUUGUGCAAUUCUUGUGUGCGAAGUGUUCUGGUAGUUCGUCCGUCUUUAUAAAUGGCGGUCAUCCCCACCAGAUGGUUUUCGUUUCGGGGUUAAUCACCAGGAUUUGCGCGGAUCCAGAGGUGACCCAUAAUUAUUACUCUACUUAGAAUUACGUCAUUUCCUUGUGCACCAUCUUGCCGAGUGCAUAUCAAUUGUACGACCUGCCUUUCUUUAGGAUGCUGGUCGGACUAAAGUCAUUGUCCGUGGCAAAACUGCGUACAUACAGAAGACCACUAUUUCACGACAUCUCAAAUUCUACGUUCUGCACGAAGAGCUCUUCGCAUGUGUCCGUGGAUCGUGUUUCCGGCUGUCUUUCCUAAGGGCUUUGGGAUGUGAACAUACCAAACGAUACGGUAAGUUACCGAUGAAAAAGUGUUCAUAGUAGCCUGUCGUCAUUUUUAAUUACGGUCUCUCAUCCCCAGCGGUGUUUUGCACGGCAGCGCUGGCAGCAUCAAUCUUUAUCAUUUCAUGGAAGAGGAGGUUUCGAAGGCCAGACGCGCCACAGGAUACAUUACAAUCUGGCAUACCUGAAUGGAAGGCGAUUACGUCUGUUCUCGGCGGGCAUUCGUGAUAACGACACGCUGUCGUCAUUUUCGUUCUGACAGGGACGUACUAAAGGAGUGGGUUCGACGUCAUUGAAACCGUUCAUCAGAGUUCUCCUAUUAGGCCAUCUCUCACGGGUUUUCUAGCUUUCCAAUAGCUCUUUGCUUAUUCGCAGCACUGUAUCUGGCAAAGCGUUUUGUGACAUGCUGAUAUUCGAACCGCGACUUUGGCUACGCGGAAUAUUCGUUCCCAGCACUGUAUCUGGCAAAGCGUUUUGUGACAUGCUGAUAUUCGAACCGCGACUUUGGCUACGCGGAAUAUUCGUACUACUAAUUUCACCUUCAUUAGACAUAGAAGUGGCUUUUGACAGGGGAAUAAAUGACUGCUUAGUACCCGUUUGCGUGCCCUCUUGGGUACAUUCUUCUCCUUGUCUUUCCAAGCAUCCGGUUUUUCUUCUCUCAUUAGCUCCAGCCAUCAAACUUCUAUUGGCUACUGCGUGCAUGUGUGGAAUCCUCACGAGUAUCGCUGGUUUGCUGAUCUGUUUUCUCAAAAGUGGCCAAAUGAAUCACCGGGUUUUGAAAAAACUGCGCCGCCGGGCUUCUGGUGGGGCUUCCUCCGACGACGCCGCCACCGCUGCCUCGGCGACCAUCAGGAAGGAAGACGGUUUCGCCGGCGACCGCACGCGUCCAAAACAGGUCUUUCCAACGGGCCUUCGUCUGCCGUUGCUGCGGCCACUCCACCAGUCGUCAUUGCACGAGCGCAUCGACCGGCUCACGGAUCUGCGCUUUUUCGCCGCCAGACGCGUGCAGAUCGGCAACCAGCUCUACAUCGGUUGUCACUCUCGCGUCUACAGCGGCUCCAUCUCCAUGGUCCGCUUUGUCGAUGAUGCUUCUGCCCCCGAUAAUCGUGUGGUGCUGAAGACGCUGCCAGGUAAGGCUGCUGCAAUGUGUCCUUCGAUUUCAGUUGAAGACUAG